This is a messenger RNA of Pomacea canaliculata, 5156 nucleotides long. RefSeq names its product E3 ubiquitin-protein ligase RNF34-like. The record is from RefSeq and is a predicted model, not a curated record. The coding region runs from base 914 to 2290 and encodes 458 amino acids. Gene Ontology annotation, biological process: proteasome-mediated ubiquitin-dependent protein catabolic process; protein K48-linked ubiquitination; negative regulation of extrinsic apoptotic signaling pathway via death domain receptors. Gene Ontology annotation, cellular component: plasma membrane; cytoplasm. Lineage: Eukaryota; Metazoa; Mollusca; Gastropoda; Architaenioglossa; Ampullariidae. Gene Ontology annotation, molecular function: ubiquitin protein ligase activity. The transcript is spliced from 8 exons.
GGUCUACCAUCAGCACUAUAUACUCUCGGUGUCGCAAUCCUUUAUCCAAAAAACAGCAAUUUAUCUUUCGAAAUCUCGUGACGAUGCACUUUAUUUAGCUUGGACAAGUGCGGCAUUGUGAGCGAGUGACUCCCAUUGUUCUCCGUGUCAGCAGCAGACGAGAAAUAUUAAUUAAUGACAAGCUGUUGACGUCACGGUAGCCAGCAGGAAGUGGAGGAAAAUGAGCGAUCGUCCAGAGAAACAGUUUCGAAAGACUUGGUUUUCUGGAAAGAUUACUCAUUCAUUUAACACCACAAGACAGCCUGAACUGGUUUCAGCUGCUCAGUAUCUGAGUGUUUCUGGUCUUCACAGUGGUGGUAGCCAGGUCAUCAGAGGGAGAUAAACACUCUUAAUCCUGUUGACAAGAUGGAAAUAGUUUUAGAGUAAUCUCUUCCACUGGCAUGAUUAAUAAACACUUAGUUGAUUUAGAUUUUUUUGUCCAUAUUUAAUUAUGGAAGUGAUUCAGUACUAAGGCAUGGAAAGUAUUGUAAGACAUCACAUGAAAUACCUGUAUAUUUAAUUGUGGAAGUGAGGCAGAGCUAAUGCAUGAAAAGUAUUGUAAGACAUCACAUGACAGUGCCUGUAUCAUUAUUGGUCUGUAAUAUCUUGGAAUUCUCCAUAAGGUUUUUGAUCAAACUACUUUUGAUAUUAUCCACAGUGUUUGACUUGUUAAACAUCAUUUAAUAACAAGAGCAAACUUCAUGUGAAGAAUAUUUCAUCAGCAAACUUCUGUUUGGACUUAAGCAUUUUUUUAAAGUCAAAACAGACAUUAAUAAUAAAAACUUUUAUCCUGAAAAGAUAUAUCACAGUCAACAUUAUCAAAUUUUCCACCAAAACAAGGAAUUUUUAUAGCAGUAUAUUCUUUGGCUGCCUUAUGGGCGCAGGGGCAGUGACCGGACAUAGUCAGUUUCGUGGCAGUCGAGUUUUUCCCUCACCAGCCCCUGCAGGGAACUCAGCCACAACCUCAUCAGACACCUCUUUUACUAGAACUGCACCUAAGGAGAAAUCAGAUUUACAAGGACAACCUGGUAUCAAAGCAACCAUGUCUAACAAGCCAUUAUCUUGUGAGACCUGUGAUGUGGUCUUUAAUCUGUUUAAGAGGCGGAAAUUCUGCAAAGACUGUCGCCGCUGCUUCUGUUCCACCUGCCUACCCAAACCAAGCAAUAAUAAUGGAAGAAAUGGUCGUCAAUGUUCCAAGUGUAUCAUUCUAACAUCUGGCAAAUUUACUAGACAGAUGUUGCAGGCAUGGAAAAUCAAAGACAUGCGAUGUUUUUUAGAUGCCCGAAGCAUUUCAACAUCAUCAUGUAAAGAAAAACAUGAUUUGAUAGAUCUUCUCUUGCUUCAUUUCUGCUUGGAGUCUAAUUCUACACAUGUGGAACAGGCAGAGCAUGAUCGGCUAGUUGAUGAACUUGCUAGCAGAAUGCAGUCUAGCAGCUUUUGCAGUUUCACACCUUUGCCCAGUCAGGUGUCUAUGGCAGAACAUUUCUCCAAUUCUGCUAUAAGUGAAGCUACAGACUCAUCAUAUCAGGAACAACAGGAACAGUCAUCUUCUGUACAAAGCACUGGCAAUAACAGUAGCAAUAGAGGACUACAAAAUGUCACAGAAGACACUGAACGGGGUAAUGAUGAAAGUGAUGGUGGUGAUAGAAACCUUCGAGAGAGACAAGAGCAAGAGACUCUUAGGAGAUAUCAGGAGGAACUGAGGCAUGAGGAGCCUGAAACUAGACCAGGAAUUAAACGUGCCACUCUGGAGGAUGUCAAGUGUGAGUCAGAUGUGGAUAGCUUGACGGUGCGGCAGCUGAAAGAGAUUCUUGUGAACAAUUUUGUGGACUACCGUGGUUGUUGUGAAAAACGAGAGCUGAGAGACCAUGCUAAGAGGCUCUGGAAAGAAGACCAAGCAAACAAGCAGAGAGCAACAGCGGCACAUGAGAAAUCAAAAGCAGCCGAUGCUAGUUGUGGGAAGAUUUUUGCAAUGCCUUGGGUACUACUUGACCCUAAGCACAACAUGUCAACAGCGGCACAUGAGGAAUCAAAAGCACCCAAUGCUAGUUCUGGGAAGACUUCUGCAAUGCCUGGAGUACCACUUGACCUGGAGUAUGACAUCUGUAAGAUUUGCAUGGAUGCUAGCAUUGAUUGCAUCUUGUUAGAGUGUGGUCACAUGUUGACAUGUACAAAAUGUGGGAAGCGUCUGGCAGACUGUCCCAUCUGCAGACAGUAUAUCACUCGUGUCGUCCAUAUAUUCCGAUCCUGAUAAUAAAGUGUACAUGGAUUUUUAAAUAUUUUUUUCAUUCCCUUUUGUGCUAAGAAUAAUUUAGCAGAGAGUUUGUUAAUUUGUAUGACAGGUGGCUGAUUGUGAUGUGAUGACUAGAGUGGUUUAGUGAAAGAACCUUAAUUUCUUUUUCGAUUAAUAGGUUGCUAAAAUUUUUUAAGUGCUUGCCACAAUAAAUGAUGAAUUACCAGACAAGGGAGCAGUUUAAAAGAAUACAAAGGAUACAAUGAACUUAAAAAUGACAUAGUUCCAGAUCCUAAUGUUAUUGUAAGGAGUUAUGUUUUGUAAACUUCAUUUCAUUAAGAAUGCCCAGCUUUAUAUUUUUUUGACAUGUACUUCUUUCCUUGAAGUUUUAUAUUUUAAAAUAUGUUGAUGAUAUUUUUAUUUGUAUAUUUGAUGAAAAUAUCUGACUUGCAAAGAUGAAAAUGCAGCAUUUUGUACCAGACAUCACAAAAUCCUACUUAAACAAAAAGCCUUAUUGAAUGAGAAUUUUUUUUUUUUUCAACGCUGAUUGCUUCUAAGACUUGACACAUUGUACUCACAUUUUUGUUAAUCUCAUAUUAUCAGGAAGGUGUGCACAUUUAUGGAUUGUUCCUUUAUCAGUAUUAUUUCCAGGUACAGAUGCUACUAGGUUUUGUUUCCAUUAAUUUAAGUUUUUGAGAUUAACUUUUACAAUUAAUUUUGUGAAAGCAGAAUUAUAGCAACUUUGAACUAACCAGAUCUUAAUGAUUCUGCUGAGGGGUUAUUAGGAUCUUCACAUGCUGUAUGCAGCUUUUCACCAACCACGAUGGUUAUGAAAUGUCCAUUUCCUUAUUUUAGAAUAAGAUAGGCAGACAUCAGUUGGGAUACCCAAUAAGAAAUAAAUUUCAUCGUAACUCCAAAGGGAAUUCAUUCCUGUUUUAAAUACGACAGUUCCUUCCCUAGAAUAUUAGAUAGUUCUUGAACAUUUUAAUAAUUAAGUCUAGCAGUUUGUCAGCUGCAAAUGCUGAGGCCAAACUGAUGUUAUUUUUUAGUUUCAUAACAUUUCUUCAUAUCCUCAAGAGUACUCUUCCCAGUAUUCUCCUGUCACUAACCUUAUUCUUUAGAAGCAUUACCAUUAAGUCUACAGUGAUCAUUCUUUACUGCCAGAAUGCAGCAAGUUCUCCCAGUGUACUUUGUUUCUACAUCUGCUACUUUUUUGUUAACUUGUUCUACAUCUUUUGUUACUAUUUUGUGAUCUUGUUUUACAUCUGUUAUUUUUUCAUCUUAUUCAGUGCAAUGAGUUUGCCUUUGGCUGAGAUAUUAUGCUUUAUAAAUUCCCACUCAAUAAUGAUAAGUGCAUCAGGAUUAAACUGAUAAUUCAGCCAAGUAAAAUGUAGCAGUAUUGUACAGGUGGGAGACAAACAUUUAUAAUUAUAGUUGACCCUGCAGUCUACAUUACCAUCAAGUACAGUUGCUCACAGACAUCAGUUUUAUUUGAAAUACAAUGAUGAUAUUCAGUGUUUAACUUUAUUUGAACCUAAACAUCUAUUUUUUUCAUAUCUUCUAUUUGUCAUAUUGUUUUAGAUUCUAAAUCUUUGUCUCAGAGCUUAAGUAGACUUAUGGAUGCUAGUGCACCAAACGUAACCAAGCUGCCUCAGUAUUCCCAGCACUCCAUGAUAGCUGUCUUGCCAACUGUUACUGCUUCAGAAAAGCAUUUCAGACAAAAGUAAUUUCAGUUAAUAUGAUGUUAAUUACUCAUAUAGUUCAUAUCAAAGGCCUUUUUAAUCAUGCUAUAAAAUUUGAUGUUUUGGAUUAGACUGUGUUCACGAGUGGAGUUUAUGGCUCUUAAUAUAGAGCAUUUUUUUCUACUGAAUUUGUACUAAUGGUGACAUUCCCAAAUAGAACUCAUCUGCAAAUGCAUAAUUAUGCACUAAUUUUUGUUUAUAAGAGAACCAAUCACCUCUAUUUUAUUUUUGUGUGUGUUCUUUUAUUUAGACAAUCAACAUAAACUUCAGGUUACAAGCAUACAUAAAAAUGUUGAUCUCUGUAUCUUUACUCACUCUAUGCACAUACAUAGUUUCUCUUUUACAAGCCUUUCAAAGAUGCAAAAGAAGAAAACAAGGAGAGUGCACCUAAUAUAUUUUUUUGUGAUAUGUGAAAAUGUGUGUGUAGAAGAAUCAUAAGUAUUCAUUGCAUGUAUAUUCUGAUUUUUAUUGGUUUUUAUUUUGGAAGAAUAUAACCAUGGAGAGAUGAAAAUAACAUUAUUUUUAGUCUCAAGAAAAAACUGAAAAAUAAGACAAUUUCACUUUGUGACGAUUUCUUUCGGUAUUUUCAGCCGUCAUCUAUUUUUGGGAGCAUUAGUUUUUAGUUUAUUCCUUAUUACUCCUUGAGGAGCAUAGGGCUGCCUUGGGAGCAUUUUGUUAAAUAAUAGGUUUUCUUGAUCUCAACAGCCUUUGCUCUGGCAUCUUUGGUAAGAGCCGACAGCUUUAAGGCUACAUUUCAGCAAUCAAUAUGGAAAUGUUCACUCCAAUGUGAGUGCUCACAGAAAUUUAGUUUCUUGCCAGUCAUACUGUAAAGUUCAGUCACCUGACUGCCACUUGGGUCAAUUACACUAGCAGCAGUUACCAUUGGUGCUAUCUAAUCUUAUUGUGUUACCAGGAAAUUGUCAGUGCCUUUAGUAUCAAACAGUUCAGUUUUGUUAAUUUAUUUUUCUUCAGGGAUGAAAAUUAUUGGUAAUUAAUAACUGGAAAGAUUAUUUUCAACAUAUCAAAUACAGAAAUUGCUUACACAAUAAAACACUGGGAGUUUGGUCAAUAGGUGUAAAUCUUCAGGUACAGGAAUACCUUCUGGUUUGAUAAUCUGUACAUAAUAAAGUGGGAUGCAGUUG